AUGGAGAUGCUACUUUCCGCACUACUUGGUGAGGGAAUCACUAGAUCCUUAAAUUUUUUCAUCAGCAAAAGCUCCAAGCUUCAGGCACACGAUGUGGAGGACCGUUUCCACAGGGUCCUGCUCCGUGCGCAGGUCAUCAUCGACGAGGCCAUGGGACGGCACAUCACAAACCAUGCUAUGCUCCAGAAGCUGGACAUGCUGAGAGGCUCCAUGCACCGAGGCUAUUACUUGCUCGACAGUUUCAGGUACCAAUUUAUCAACGGGCAGGAUGCUAGAGAUCAGAUCAUGAGUCAAUCAUUAUCUCCCUCCAAAGUAACUUAUUUUAAAUAUUUAUGUCACUUGAAAAGAAAGAUACUGAUAUUUGAACAACUGCAAAAGAUGCUUGACAAUUUGAGAUCCAUGAUCCUUGAUAUGGAAGAGGUGGUCAUUUUCUUGACCAGCUACCGCCGCUCAUACCGCCAGCCUUAUAGCAUGCAUAUCCUGCUGGGCAAUUGCAUGUUUAGUCGUCAGAUGGAAGUAGAACUUGCAAUCAACUUCCUUUUGCACACACAACCCCAGGGUCCUCAAGAAUUGGAGGUCAUGCCGAUUGUGGGUCCAGGCAAAGUUGGCAAGAGCACUCUUGUUGCUCAUGUUUGCAAGGAUGAAAGAGUCCGUGACCGUUUCUCUAAAAUCCUGUGGUUGUGUGACCAUGAUUUUAAAGAUGAUGAGCUGGCUUUCAUAGAUGAAUGUACAGUGAAACUUGAAAAUAUUGUGACUAACCUGAACAAGGACGAGAGAUUACUAGUUGUGGUUGAGUUACUUGGCGAUCCCACAGAAGAUGCAUGGAAUAGUUUGUAUUCUACUUCUAAACGGUGCAUGCCAAGGGGUAGUAAGAUCAUAGUCACAAGCCGAUCGGAUAAAGUUGUCAGGUUUGGAACAACACGGGCUAUAACUCUGAAGUUUCUUACCCAAGAGGCAUUCUGGUAUUUCUUCAAGAUCCUUGUAUUUGGUAGUGUGGAUCCUGAUAUGCACCCAAGGCUUGUGCAAUUGGCCAUGGAGAUAGCCAAGAUGCUAAAAGGUUUCAUCAAUGGUGCAAAUGCCAUAUCCUCUUUACUGAGGGACAACUUUGAAAUCCAAUUUUGGUAUAAGGUCCUUAUGUUCAUUAGAGGGUCCAUCAAGAAGAAUAUCUCCGAAUUUGGUGAACAUCCAUCUGAUCGUCUAAGCCAAGAUAGAUCUGCACAGCUUGGAAGAGUGUCCAUACCUUCCGAAGAAGUUUUAGUUUCCCAUCAAUAUCAACACUCUUCCCAGAAGGAGAUUCCAAAGAUAGGAGUACUAGAUGUGGUGUUUGGAAGUAUUAAGCCUCUUGGAAAAUUUGAUAUGCUACUAUGGAGAUCCCAUAUACCACCCUAUUAUAGUUAUGUCUAUGCUUGUGAGAUUAGAGAACUAAAAAUUGCAGGUGCCAAAAGGAAGCGUCCUAUGAGAAGUGGAGCUGCUCUUUGUUAA
Molecule: messenger RNA, 1482 nt
Organism: Miscanthus lutarioriparius
Lineage: Eukaryota; Viridiplantae; Streptophyta; Magnoliopsida; Poales; Poaceae
Source: the annotation of a GenBank genome assembly